Messenger RNA from Podarcis muralis (Common wall lizard), 3638 nucleotides. RefSeq names its product TOG array regulator of axonemal microtubules 2 (gene TOGARAM2). Gene Ontology annotation, molecular function: microtubule binding. Gene Ontology annotation, cellular component: cilium; cytoplasmic microtubule. The record is from RefSeq and is a predicted model, not a curated record. NCBI's taxonomy places the organism in Eukaryota, Metazoa, Chordata, Lepidosauria, Squamata, Lacertidae. Gene Ontology annotation, biological process: microtubule cytoskeleton organization.
UUCUGUCGCUGACCAUUGGGGGGCAAAAAGAAAUGAUUUAUAACCAUGGCAACAGUUGCUGCGAGAGACUGGGAUCAACAAGAAUCUCUUUCAUGCCCACAUCAAUGAGUUGAAGAUGAAGAGCCUCUCACAUCCAUUUGGACAAGACGUCUAGUGCCACUUUUUAAUUUUGAUUGAGACCUUUGGAUGUUCUGGGAGAGAAACAACAGCAGCUGUGGAGCCAGUAACAAGAAAGCCAACAAGUAGCCUCUUAGUUGUAGAAGUAUCCUGGGCCCUGCCUUACACACAUGGCAACACAUGAUGAGUUCACAGCAGCCAAACACCGAGCUCCUGUUGCGAUAUAUUGCGGGAGCAUUCCCAAAGCGAAGCCUGGAUGCAGGUCGCUGAGAGGCGGGAGCAUCGAUUCCAAUUUGCAGCUCUGUGGGAACGGAUGGAUGACGGCAGAUGAUGCUUCUCUUCAUUCAGUUCUAAAGAAGCAGGCAUGUUUGUGGGGAGGCAAAGGAGAACCUCUGGAUAUUAGGAAUGGCCUUCUGAAGAAGAAUACAGACAGAGCAGCCAUGGCUGACCUUUCUAGCACUCUGCCAAGGCAAGAUCCCAGUGAACUGGAGGUGAGCAGUGCAGCUGUGGAAACUGCACAAAUCAAGGACAAGCUCAAGAAGAGGAGAAUGUCUGAGGGGAUCCAUGCAUCAAGCAAAGGCUUAUUGAACUCUGUGGGUCCUCAAGGACUUGUCCUGAAACCAACCAUUUCCAGAUCUGCCUCUCAAAGACUGCUGGUCACUUCCAAGCCCAUGCCUCCUAUUCAGAGCAUCCCCACUACCCCAGAGGCUGACGGAGCUCAUGAAAGACAGCAGAAAGUGUUGGGAAACUGCCUGGAAGUUAGAGCGGACAACCAGAAGUCAAUUGCAGACACUCAAGAGAUCUUACAUAGCCAUGGUGAGAAUCUGAGGAGGUCUUUAGGUACAGCUUUGAUCCCACCUAUCCCCAAAUCAGCAAAGGCACAUGAAGAAGAAAAUUCUCAGAAUUUUCAAGAACUUCUUCCAGGCUCAUCACAGUUCCUGCUGGAAUCUGCUCCUCUUGUUACAGAAGAUUCCUCUGAAACAAGGUCAGGGACAGGACCUUUCAAUGCCGAGGACAGCACCCUCAACACUCUGGAAACCAGCGCACCGGAACCCGCUUUCAGAAAUGGCCUGUCUGCAUCCUUGAAGGUUACUGGGUGUCCACUAGAAUCCGUACUGCCAUUAACCGCCUCCUCUCCUGGUCUGGCUAAGGAAGGGGGCCAGCUCUCAAGUCCUUACCUUUUGAAAGAUGACGAGUGGAAGGAGAGCAAUGGAAGGAUCCACGUGACCAUAUCAAAGUCGGCUCAGGAGAAACUGCGCCAGAAGCAGUUAAAGGAGAUAGAGAUUUUGCGCAAAGAAAGAGAAAAGGAAAGAGAGAGAGAGAAGGAAAGGCUGACAAAGUUUGAAGAGCAUCUACAGAAAACUGCUCGUGAAGGUUCUGGGCCACUUAAAAGCAAUGGAACCACCCCUGUUGGCCUCAGUCUGAGCAAUCCCUGCAGAGCUCCUGUUGGGACGUCCCUGAAGAAACGGGUGAACAGGCCCUCUCUGCCCAGCAUCCCCGUCAUCAACCAUGACAGUAGCUUCCUCAGGCAUGCUUCAGCUAACUCCCUGCCAGCAAACCUCCAGGGUUCUCCGGAAUGGGAAGAGGACCUCGUAAAUAGAGAUGCCUUAGAAAUAAGACCCUUGUCUUACCCAGAGCAGGGGCUGGUCGAUGCUCUGAAGUGGCUCAAUAGCAACGAUUGGCAUCUGAAGGAGAAAGGACUCUUCAGCAUACGAUGCUUGGCUACCUGCCAUUCAGAAGUUCUCCAGUGUAGACUUCAUGAUGUUUCCUUGGCAGCCACAAAGGAGGUUAGCAACCUCCGGUCGAAAGUAUCUCGGUUUGCUAUUGGGACCCUAGCUGACCUCUUCAAGGCCAUGAAGAAGCAUAUGGACCAAGAGGUUGAAGAGAUUUCUCGAGUCCUUCUCCAGAAGGCAGGCGAUUCUAGUGAAUUCAUCCAGAAAGCAGCUGAUCAAUGCUUGGGCGUCAUGGCGCAGAAUGUGACUCCCUCACGAGCGAUGGCUGCCCUCAUGGCCAAUGGAGUGAACCACCGUAACCCCCUCAUCCGGAAAUGUGCGGCUGAACACUUGCUGAUCAUCGUGGAGCAGAUUGGGGCAGAGAAACUGCUCUCGGGCAACCGGGAGAGUACAAAGCUUCUGGUGCAGACGCUGGUCAAACUUGCUCAAGACUGCAAUCAAGACACAAGAUUUUAUGGCCGGAAGAUGCUGAACAUCCUUAUGUCCCAUUCAAAAUUUGAUGGGUAUUUGAAGCAGUGUCUACCAUCACAUGACUUGCGUGAUGUCAUGGCUGCAAUUAAGCAGAAAGGAUUAGAAGACCAAUCUUCUCAAGCUCCUUCUGCCAAAAGCCACAGAGGGUCGAAGAGCAGCAGUCUGACAACCUCACUGGACAGCCUGCCUUCAGAGGAAAGCUCUGUCCCAGAUGUCCUAAGCAUCCCGCAGUCAGUGGCUCGCCGCUCGUCGCUUCGCAGCAUCGAAAUGAUGGAGCAGCUCAAGGAGCUGAACAAGAUGCUGGUGGCGAAGGAAUUCCAGAUGCGAAUGGAGGGAGUGGCGUUGCUAAUGGAGCACUGCAAGAACAACCCCCAGCUUGUGUCCUCAAAUAUCAUACAGAUCUUUGAUGCUUUUACUCCGAGACUUCAGGACUCGAACAAGAAAGUGAAUCAGUAUGCAUUAGAGUCAGUUGCUUCCAUGAUCCCAAUCCUCAGAGAUGGUUUAAAUCCAGUCCUGGUGUCUGUGGUGACUGUAGUCACUGACAACCUAAACUCAAAGAAUUCUGGGAUCUACAACGCUGCAGUGAAAGUGCUGGACAAAAUGAUUAUUCAUCUAGAUAAUCUGCUUCUGCUUCAAACAUUUGCCAGCAGGGUGCGCUUCACCAGUGGUCGAGCUCUGCAGGGGAUCACAGACCACCUGUCAGUUCUUGUGGCUUUUGCUUAUCCACGGAAACCCCAGGCUGUGGAGCGUCACGUCCUUCCCAUUCUCUGGUAUUUCCUGAGCAACAUGAUUGGCAAUGGUGUGCUACCUGGAAAGAGUGGAAACGUCAGAGCAGUGGUCUCCAAACUUGCUAAGAGCCUGCACAAGCAAAUGGGACCCAAGCUUGAGGAGUGUGCCUCCAGCCAACCACAAAACGUGAUCAGAAUCCUCCAGGACCUCCUAGAUACGAAACUCCCAUGAAGGAGACACAGUACCAUCUCUGGGACAAUCUACUGUUUGCCGCUUCAAGAGAGAUCAGAAAAAGAAGUUGCGGACAAUGAUACAGUGCUUGCCAUUAUUUAUGUUAUUUUUUAAUAUAAUAACUAACUAUGAAGAGUUUAUAGUAAUAUUCCACUAUGGAAAGUGUAUAUAAUAUAUUUUGCAGUAGAAUUAAAUCCCCUAUUUUUCUAAAUCUUAAUUUGCUCAACUUUUGUCUCAUAGAGACUUACAAGUUAUUAUUUUAAAAAAUCUGUGUACAGUUGUAAUUUUUAUCUGUAUAAAGCAAAGCACUUUAUUUAUGUAAUAAAUAUGUGUCAAAGGAGGGAGCAAGGGUGACAG